This is a messenger RNA of Anisakis simplex (herring worm), 1218 nucleotides long. NCBI's taxonomy places the organism in Eukaryota, Metazoa, Nematoda, Chromadorea, Rhabditida, Anisakidae. The record is from the annotation of a GenBank genome assembly.
AUGAAGCGAAAAAUUAACAAUGAUACUGCAAAUGAAAGCAGCAAGAGAGCAGAGGACAUAAUCGACGAACAAACAUCGGAAAGCAGCGCACUGAAUUCGUCGAUUGAUGCAAACUCAUCGCAAGAUCAAUCAUCAUCACUCAAAGAGGAAGGAUCGUCGAGGCGAAAACGUGGUAGACCAAAGAGAACAGAUGCGGUCACUCUACCGUCAACAUCGGAAUCCAUUACUCAAAGUUCAACGGCGGUCGAAAAUGAGAAGCAAGCACUAGAAGAAACGACGAUUGAUGUGGACUCAGAAAAUGUGAUUAAUACCGAUGGCAACGAUUCGACUAUGACGAAUUGUGAGUCAACUGAUCCGCAGACCCAACCCAACAGAUCCGCAGAUGCUGAUGCGUCGAUUACGCCUGUUCCGUCGACCAAUCGUAGAUCCAAGAGAAGGGUACGUAGCACAGUGGUCGUUGAAGAUAGAGAACCUGAACAGGAAGAGCUGAAGACGAAUAUGGAUAACGGAUCUGUGAAUAAUACGAAUGCAAGCAAUGCGAGCAGUUCGGAUUCCGGGCCAACUGAAUCACCAACUGCACCUCUGACGUCGAGGAACGCCAGACCCAAAAGAAAGAAGGUCUCAAAUGAGAAAGAUUCGUCAAUGUUUGAGUUGGUAUGUACAAAAGUGGUGGAUGAUGAAGAAGAUGCUGAAACUGAUAUAGUAGUGGACGACGAUAUGGAUGAUAUCGUUCUGAGAUCGCCUCGUUCGAAAGGAAAGAAUGGCACGAGUCGGAGUGAGACUUCCGUUGUAGUUGUGGAACCACUGAGAGAUGCAUUAAUCAAUAGCGUUAAGUUGACUGAGGAUGAUCUGAUUAAAAACGAUGGAUCAGUGGAAGAUUUCACUCAAAAGACAAAAUUUCGAACGGCACAAAUUAUCGUUUGCGGAAGAAUACUUUAUGUAAAUCCAUUCGCACUGAUCGAAUACUCCGAUAUUGUGGCCAACGUUUUUGAGCAAAGCGGACGCAACUGUAAAAUUCAGCUCGAUUUCCUCGACUUCGACGAACUGCAAACAGCUCUUCGAAUUUUUUGCAGAAGUCCUGUUACAGGUCUCAAGGAACGUCUCAACGAUCCAAACUGUAAGAUUUUUUAUCAGUUGUUGCAUAGAAUAUAUGAGAAUUUUGCCGUGUUGAUUUUGCAUAUCAUUGUUUUCAUUCUUACCGUUUAUUAUGUGAAAUAG